Jaculus jaculus (lesser Egyptian jerboa) is the source of this 4755-nucleotide messenger RNA. RefSeq names its product PEAK1 related, kinase-activating pseudokinase 1 (gene Prag1). The transcript is spliced from 6 exons. Bases 197 to 4339 code for a protein of 1380 amino acids. Gene Ontology annotation, biological process: protein phosphorylation. The record is from RefSeq and is a predicted model, not a curated record. Lineage: Eukaryota; Metazoa; Chordata; Mammalia; Rodentia; Dipodidae. Gene Ontology annotation, molecular function: protein kinase activity; ATP binding.
AUGGAGGGAUGCAGGGCGCACCGACACCUAUACCUGUGCGUGCCCGGUGGUUAAGGGAGGCUGCGGGCGCCGUGGCCGGUCCACCCAGCAGAACGGCGCAGGGCCGCGGGAAGCUGCUCUGGAACCCACCUCUCCCUCCCAUAAGACCACACCAGAGAGCCGGGCACAAGAUGAACCAGCAUCCUAUUGGCCCACAAUGCUCCAGACCAUCCGACUGAACCCCGAGAGUCCCAAAAUGUCUGCGUGCAGUGACUUUGUGGAGCACAUCUGGAAGCCCGGGUCCUGUAAGAACUGCUUCGGCUUGCGGAGUGACCACCAGCUCGCAGCUGGCCGUCCCCAGCCCAGAGCAGGCAGCCUGCCCCCUCCGCCUCGCCUGCCCCCCAGGCCUGAGAACUGCCGCCCAGAAGAUGAAGGUGUGAAUGGCUCUGGCUACUCCAAACCCACCAUCGCUGUAAAGCCCACCAUGAUGAGCUCUGAAGGCUCCGAUGUGUGGACUGAGGCCAGCCUGAGCACUGAAGUCCCACAGGUCAUCUGGAGACGAACUCCAGGCAAGCUCCAGCUCCCAAAGAAGGAAGAUGUACCAGUAGUUUACCUGGGCAGCUUUCGUGGAGUGCAGAAGCCUUCCGGUCCCCCUGCCUGCACAGAUGGCAACCCUCGCUGCCCCCCAGCCUAUGCCAUGGUCGGGCUGCACAGCCUAGAGGCCCGAGGGGAGAGGAACACCACUUUCCACCCAGUGAGCUUCCCAGAGGAGAAAGCUGGGAGGGACAAGAAACCCUUAUUACCCUACCAGGAGCCACCCUUGGCUCAGGACAGCUUCCGCCAGAAGCUGGCAGCCUUUACUGGGAUGACAUCUGGCUGCCACAAGGGCCCCAGGCCCUGCCCUUCUCCACAGCCCCUGCAGGGGGAGUCUCUGCCCUCCGAGGAUGACAGUGACCAAAGGUGCUCUCCCUCAGGGGACAGUGAAGGUGGCGAAUACUGCUCCAUUCUGGACUGUUGCCCAGGAGGUCCUGCCAUCAGUGACGCUGUGGAUGGCUCCCGGGGUAGACUAGGUGGAGGGGACUGCAUGCCUGAAUGCUGGGAGCAGGGGACAUGUGCAGGGCCCCAGCAGGAAGAGAAGCAGGUCCUGAGUGUCCCCAGGGAGUGUUGUGUGCAGGGCCCCACAGCAACCCCACCCCGCCUGCGUCCCAAGAACCCGUCCCUUACCUCAGAGGCUGCCAGUUCCGAUGGUCUGUCCUGUGUCAGUGGUGGUAGCAGUGGAGCCAGCAGCCCCUUGGCUCCCCACCUGGAGAGUGAUUACUGCUCCCUCGUGAAGGAGCCUGCCCCGGGGAAGCAGCCCGACUCUGGCUGCCAUGUGGCCACAUCUAGCAAAUGUCCAGGCAUACCUGAGGAGCCCCAGCCCCUGGCCCAUCCCAGAGAGGCUCUGCAGCCAGAACCCAUCUACGCGGAGAGUAGCAAGAGGAAGAAGGCAGUUCCUUCCGCCAAGGCAGAGCAGGCAGCUGCGGCUCAGGCCCUGGGCCAGCAUCAGGUAUGGACGGGUGAUGCCAGGGUUCAGAAAACAUCCUCUGGCUGGGGCCAAGGCAGGGACAGCCCAGACGUGGCUCCCCAUGUGGCAACCACUAUUACAGUCAUAGCUGCCCACCCAGAAGAGGACCACCGGACCAUCUAUCUGAGCAGCCCAGACUCUGCGGUGGGGGUGCAGUGGCCACGUGGGCCUGUGGGCCAGGACCUGGAGGCCAGUGAAGAGGAACCUGCAACUGGGCAGGGGCGGGGCUCCAAGGAAAGCCAUCCUCACGAUGUGACUGAGAACACACCCAAGGGGAGGCCUGCCAUUCCUCCCAAACUAUCCAAAAGUAGUCCUGGAGGGUCCCCAGCAUCACCAUCUACCUCCCCUCUGGCUGACCUCGGUGAGGGGAGCUCAGGUGGCAGCAGCACUGGACCCCAGCCUUUAUCUCGAAUCCCGGCUGACCUCACUUCUUCCUGCCAGACGGACUGUGUUGCUGCCAAUGACUCUGCCAAGUGCCCCUCACCUGCCACUUCCUCUUCAGCUUUGGACCAGAGGCGACCUAAGUACCAGACUGGAGCCUGGAGUCGUCAGUGCCGGAUAGAGGAAGAGGAGGAGGUGGAGCAGGAGCUGUUGAGUCAAAGCUGGGGGAGAGAUGUAGAGAGCUGCACCAAGAACCACUCAAACUCCUCUGGGCAGAGUUGCAAGGCUGGAACUGGUAUGAGCAAAUCAGCCUCUUUUGCCUUUGAGUUCCCGAAGGACAGAAGUAGGGUGGAGAUGUUCUCACCUCCUCCUCCACCUCCAAAGUCAAGGCACCUUUUAAAAAUGAACAAGAGCAGCUCUGAUUUGGAAAAAGUGAGCCAGGGCUCUGCCGAGAGUCUCAGCCCAUCCUUCAGGGGUGUCCAUGUCAGCUUCACCACAGGCUCCUCGGACAGCCUGGCCUCGGACUCCAGGACCUGCAGCGAUGGAGGUCCAUCGUAUGAGCCCACCCACUCACCCACCAUCAAUGGGAAGAAGCUCUUUGCUCCUGUACCCUUCCCUUCAGGCUCCACGGAGGAUGUGUCACCCAGUGGGUCUGUACAGCCUCCCCCACUGCCCCAGAAAAAGAUAGUGAGUCGGGCAGCCUCUUCACCCGAUGGCUUCUUUUGGACCCAAGGUUCCCCCAAGCCACGGACAGCAAGUCCGAAGCUCAACCUAAGCCACUCGGAAACCAACGUCUGUGUUCAUGAUGAGGCCCCCUUUAGCUAUUCCUUGGGCUCUGGGAACCGCCACCACCACAUCUUCUCCUCCUCUGAGCCUUUGGAGAAGGCUUUCAAAGGCAGUGGCCCCUGGGCCCCAAUGCUGGGGCUGGCAGGCAACAAAGGGGGCUGUGGGAGCCCUAGCCUCCAGUGCAGAGCAGCCACGUCCGCCUCGUCCUCCCAGCUGAGUGUGUCCAGCCAGGCCUCCUCGGGCAGCACCCAGCUGCAGCUCCACAGCCUGCUGAGCAGCAUCAGCAGCAAGGAGGGCACCUAUGCCAAACUCGGUGGGCUCUACACGCAGUCCUUGGCCCGUCUGGUCACUAAGUGUGAGGACCUCUUCAUGGGUGGCCAGAAAAAGGAGCUGCGCUUCAACGAGAAUAACUGGUCACUCUUCAAGCUGACUUGUAACAAGCCCUGUUGUGACUCAGGGGAUGCCAUUUACUACUGUGCCACAUGCUCUGAAGACCCCGGCAGCAUCUAUGCCGUAAAAAUCUGCAAAACCCCUGAGCCCAAAACAGCCUCAUACUGCAGUCCCUCUGUGCCCGUGCACUUCAACAUCCAGCAAGACUGCGGCCACUUUGUGGCAUCAGUGCCCUCCAGCAUGCUGACCUCCCCUGACACUACUUCCAAGGACCCUCUGCCUGGCCCACCCUCACACCCCCCUGCCCAGGAGCAGGACUGCGUGGUAGUCAUCACCCGAGAGGUGCCUCACCAGACGGCCUCGGACUUCGUGCGGGACUCGGCCGCCAGCCACCGGGCCGAGCCCGAGGCAUACGAGCGGCGAGUGUGCUUCCUGCUCCUGCAGCUGUGCAACGGGCUGGAGCACCUGAAAGAGCACGGCGUCAUCCACCGGGACCUGUGCCUGGAGAACCUGCUGCUGGCGCACUGCAGCCCGCCGGCACCCCCGGCGCCCUCCUCCUCGGCCACCCCAGCCCCGCCCACCGCACCCUCGGCCACGCCCCCAGCGGCCCCGGCCUGCCAGGGUGGGCCGGGGGACAAGCACUUGCCCAGGCUCAUCAUCAGCAAUUUCCUGAAGGCCAAACAGAAGCCAGGCGGCACCUCCAACCUGCAGCAGAAGAAGAGCCAGGCCCGGCUGGCCCCCGAGAUCGUGUCUGCCUCUCAGUACCGCAAGUUUGACGAGUUCCAGACGGGCAUCCUCAUCUACGAGCUGCUCCACCAGCCCAACCCGUUCGAGGUGCGCGCGCAGCUGCGCGAGCGCGAGUACCGGCGGGAGGACCUGCCUCCGCUGCCCGCGCUGUCCCUCUACUCGCCCGGCCUGCAGCAGCUGGCGCACCUGCUGCUCGAGGCUGACCCCAUCAAGCGCAUCCGCAUCGGCGAGGCCAAGCGGGUGCUGCAGUGCCUGCUGUGGGGGCCCCGGAAGGAGCUGGUGGAGCAUCCUGGCACCUCGGAAGAGGCGCUGAGCAGCACGCUGCACAACUGGAUCGACAUGAAGCGGGCCCUGAUGAUGAUGAAGUUCGCAGAGAAGGCUGUGGACCGCAGGCGAGGGGUCGAGCUGGAGGACUGGCUUUGCUGCCAGUACCUGGCCUCUGCAGAGCCCGGGGCUCUCUUACAGUCGCUGAAGCUGUUGCAGCUCCUGUGAGCAAAGCCUCCAGCAUUGCCAUUACCUGCUUCCAUGCCCACUCCGUGCCCUGGCCUUGCCUGCAUUCAGGUCGCCCUGGGAAAUGGUACAAAUGACUCGUACUUGGAUGUAAUAUUUUAUAUAUAUAUAUAUAUAUACAUACACACAUACAUAUAUACUAUACAUAUAUAAUAUAAAUAUGAAAGACUGAGAAGGUCAUGUCACAGCCCCUCACGCCUCAGCAAGCCUCCCUUCCCUGUUUUCUCUUGUAAUUAUGUACAUUUCUAGCUCCGUGCAAUGUCCUGGGGACAGAUUUGCCAACAGAAUGAAGCUUGGACUCUGGACUCACUUACCCCAUUAUGGAGUCUCCCUCACCAUCUUGUCAAAUUGUUAUUUAAAAAACAACCACCAUAAUAAAAAAGUUCCAUUAAAAAGUU